Molecule: messenger RNA, 2778 nt
Organism: Bursaphelenchus okinawaensis
Lineage: Eukaryota; Metazoa; Nematoda; Chromadorea; Rhabditida; Aphelenchoididae
Source: the annotation of a GenBank genome assembly
AUGGAGUCGUUGACGGAAGAAGGCAACUUCUUCACCUACGGGCCGGAAUAUCUUGAGGUAAGUGAGAUAUAACGUUGUUUUUGGGGAAUUGAAUGGUACUUUGGGACUUUUAGGUAGUUUUUUUUGUUGUAUAGGUAUUAUUUUGCUUUAUUUUAUAUUUUUUGCAUUCUUUUUACAAUAUUUCGAUUGAUAAUCAACAUUAUUAAAGUUAUAUUAACAUAGAUAUAAUACGCAAUGUUGCUUGUUAUAAUGUUGACCUAAUGCUGAACUUUUAGUCUCUGCUGUUCCCGGAUUCUCCUUUUAGUCGCUCUGGUCGAUUUUUUAACCAAUUUUCGGACAACAAGAAGCCUGAAUCUUCGCUUUGCACCAACUGCAGCUUCGGCCUUUCGGCCACUCAUUACUGCACCGACUGCCCGGAGUACCUGUGCAGAAGCUGUUUGGACGCUCACGAGACAAUCCGUGUUUUCAAGGACCACGUUAUUAAAAAAUUGGACAUUCAGGUAUGUUUUUAUUUGUUUUGUUGGCUUUUAGGUAUGAAGAUGAUUGGUUUGAUCUGGCAGUGAAAGUUUGCUUUUGAAAAACAGAUAUUAUUUUAAAAGUUAUCUAAAAAGCCCGUUUAUGUAGUUUAAAGGAGGUUUUGUUUAACUUCAAAGCUUUAAAUGCAGUUUUUUCAAACGAUUAGUCGUUUUUUGGUAUAACUUGGGUAAUAUCUCUAUUUCAGCGGCGUUCAUCGGUUGCUGAGUCCGACUUGGCUCGUACUGCUUGGCAAAACAGUUCAAUCGGAUCUCCAGACGUGUUUAGAAGUUCUCAAUGUCCCAAAAGGCAACGCAACAACUCGAUAUUGUCUCCUAUAUUGGAUACCAAGCAGGUAAUGAGGUUUUUUGUCUUAUUUAGGUAAAAACGGUAAGGAAAUUUUGUUUUAGUGACUAAAACUUUUUCAAAAAGGUUGUUAGGAUCUUUUUUAUCUUUCUUUCUUCUCUGAAAGAUCUGUAUUUUAAUUUAUAAUGGUUUUUAUCAUGUUGUUUUAGGCUCCCCCUCGGCUCCAAACGCACUCAUUCUACAGCAACUGCUCGGCCCCAAAUUUUGCGACCAGCACUCCAAACUUAUUGAAGACGUCGCCUCAGCUGUUUGACAGAAGUCGGCGAUACGGUCCGAGAACUCAGAAUCACAACAACAACAAUGUUCCGAACAACUGUUUCCGUCUCGACAUGAGCCACUCGAGCACCAAGAACGCCAGUUUUCUCAACGACAUCCCGUUUACCGAGCUCAGUAUCAAAGACUACAAGAAGUUCCAGGGAGAACGAUAUUCGUUUGGGGGAGAAGGCAACGGAGACGGUCAACUCAAUCGACCAUGGGGAAUAUGUUGUGAUCAAAAGGGGCGGAUUGUUGUUAGUGAUCGGUCUAACAACAGAAUUCAGGUGAGCUUUUGAUAUGAUUCUUUUUAACGUUUAUUACUUAAAUUUUUUGGUUUGUUGUUGUUGAAGGCUUUAAUUUGGGAAUCGUGUAAUAAUGCGUCUUUUUUCAGAUUUUUGCUGAAAACGGCACUUUCAUUGCCAAGUUCGGCAAAUUUGGUCAAGGCCCUGGAGAGUUUAACCGCCCAGCUGGAGUCACAACUAAUUUGAAGGUCAGUUUUGUUAAUUUUAUUGUUUUUUAGAUUAUUUUAGAUCAGUUUGUCGAAUUUUUAAAAAACUAUUACCUAAAUUUACAGUUUUUUCGAAAAAAUUUGUUUUUUUUUUGGCGAAAUAUUACCUAAAAAUUGAAUUAUCUUUACAAAUUAUCAAAUCAAUUUCAAAAUACAUUUUUAGAAUCAAAUCAUCGUCGCCGAUAAAGACAAUCAUCGGAUUCAAGUGUUUGACGAGAACGGGCGAUACUUAUUCAAGUUUGGCCAAAGCGGUCGACAUCCAGGAAGCUUCAACUAUCCUUGGGGAUUGGCUACAAAUAGUAGAAACGACAUAGCGGUUACCGAUUCACGGAACAAUCGGAUUCAAAUCUUCAACAACCGUGGAGAGUUGAUCAAGAUUUGUGGUCGAAACGCGUUUCCAAGUGCCGAGAAGCAAGUGUUUGGGCCUCGAGGGAUUGUGUUUGUGGAUGAUGAUAACAUUCUUGUCAGGUGAGGAUACGCGAGUUGACGAUUAUAGUUUUUUAGCAGGUUGAAAGGGUUUAUUAUGAGCGGUACUCUACAUUUUAUAAGCUAUAAAGCAAAUUGGUGUAUUUGAGCAGAUUUUUAUUUUUUAACUCUGAUAAAUAUAGUUAAAAUGACAUUGAAUAAAUUUUUUUAUUUUUCAGUGACUUCAAUGGACACAGAAUCGUCCAAAUCGACAUUACCCGACCAGCUGAAUCUGUGGAAUUUUAUGGUACCGAAGGGCAGGAGCCGGGAUGUUUUACUCGCCCUCAGGGUAUGGUUUUGGACAGACAGGGGCACUUGUUGGUAUGUGAUUCCAGAGGAAACCGAAUUCAGGUAAGAACAGCAUCGGUUUAGAAAUGGAAUGUAAAUUUUGGGGUGUAUAUAGAUGGUAUUUUUUAUUUUAUUAUAAUAAAAGAUGUUAUUGUUUGAUAUGAGCAUGCAAAGUUGUGGUCCAGAUACAAUAUUGUCUACUCGUUAAUUUUGUUCAAGAUAUAUAUGAGUGGCCAUUUCAGAUCGUUUCAAUCCCUGAAAAACGUGUCAUUGGCGUCCACACCACAGAGCCCGACAUGGACCGACCGUGCGACAUUACCAUAUCCCCUCAGGGCAAAGUUUUCGUUGUCGACUUUGGACACAGCACCAUCAGAGUACUAUAA